AUGAGUGCUUCGAAGAUCCUUUCACAAAAAAUCAAGAUCGCUUUGAUCCAGUUGUCAGGCUCUAGUCCUGACAAAAUGGCUAACCUUCAAAGAGCGGCAACGUUUGUAGAAAGAGCUUUAAAGGAACAACCUGACACGAAACUUGUCGUGUUGCCAGAAUGCUUCAAUUCUCCGUACUCUACCGACCAGUUCAGGAAGUAUUCAGAAGUUAUCAAUCCGAACGAACCUUCGACGUCGGUCAGGUUCCUAUCCAAUCUAGCCAAUAGAUUCCGAAUCAUCUUGGUGGGAGGAACGAUUCCAGAAUUGGAUCCAAAGACAAACAAGAUUUAUAACACAUCUAUAAUUUUCAACGAGGACGGUAAGUUGAUUGAUAAGCACCGGAAAGUCCAUCUUUUCGAUGUGGACAUCCCCAACGGCAUAUCGUUUCAUGAAAGUGAGACUCUGAGUCCAGGGGAGAAACCCACUACCAUUGACACGAGCUACGGUAAGUUCGGUGUGGGUAUAUGUUACGAUAUGAGGUUUCCGGAACUAGCAAUGCUAAGCGCUCGCAAGGGCGCCUUUGCUAUGAUCUAUCCGAGCGCAUUCAACACGGUCACGGGACCACUGCACUGGCACUUAUUGGCCAGAAGCAGGGCCGUCGACAACCAGGUGUAUGUGAUGUUAUGUUCUCCGGCAAGGAACUUGCAGAGCUCUUACCAUGCCUAUGGCCACUCCAUAGUGGUAGACCCUAGAGGUAAGAUCGUAGCUGAAGCCGGCGAAGGCGAAGAGAUUAUCUAUGCCGAGUUGGAUCCUGAAGUCAUCGAGUCAUUCAGACAAGCGGUGCCCUUGACGAAACAAAGAAGAUUUGACGUAUACCCUGAUGUGAAUGCGCAUUAG
Messenger RNA from Saccharomyces kudriavzevii IFO 1802, 876 nucleotides. It is a transcript of the gene NIT3, whose product is annotated as putative hydrolase. Gene Ontology annotation, cellular component: mitochondrion. Gene Ontology annotation, biological process: oxaloacetate metabolic process; L-glutamine metabolic process. The record is from RefSeq and is a predicted model, not a curated record. Lineage: Eukaryota; Fungi; Ascomycota; Saccharomycetes; Saccharomycetales; Saccharomycetaceae. Gene Ontology annotation, molecular function: omega-amidase activity. The transcript has a single exon. Bases 1 to 876 code for a protein of 291 amino acids.